This is a messenger RNA of Drosophila albomicans, 1452 nucleotides long. RefSeq lists its product as uncharacterized. NCBI's taxonomy places the organism in Eukaryota, Metazoa, Arthropoda, Insecta, Diptera, Drosophilidae. The record is from RefSeq and is a predicted model, not a curated record. Bases 71 to 955 code for a protein of 294 amino acids. The transcript is spliced from 3 exons.
CUUAUUUUUUUUUUUUUUUUUAGAGAUUUUUAAGGUUGUGCAUUCUACAUAAUUCUGUACUUUCUUCGAUAUGGAUCGAUCUACAAUUAUUAGUUUUUUGAAACCCUGCCCACACUGUGCACGCACUUUUGAUUCAUAUUCGCUGAAACGCCACGUUGCUAUAUGUUUGAAGGCCUCGAAGAAACGAGAAGUUUUCGACUCGAUCAAACAGCGAUGGAAAAACGACAAAGAAGACUAUAAAUUUACGCGUGUUGAAAAACCGAUGGCAUGUCCCAACAAUAAAAAGGAACAGGUGGUGAUGGAGCAAAAGAAGGAUAAGAAGGAAACGAAGGUGGAAAAUAAUGUGGUGACACCAAGGCCUGAAGUUCAGAAUAAGAAGAAGCAAGUGGCCAAUAAGAAGGUGAAGCCUACUGAUCAGGAUGGAAAUAAACAAGAGGUGAAAAUGAAGAUGAUCGUGGUCCAAUUACAAACGGUGCCAUCCCAAAAGGAUAAACGCGUGCAAGCUUUGAGCAAGUCCUCGCUGAUGCGCAUGAACAUAGAUCCUGCCGAAAUUAUCCGCGUGGCACGGACAUCGUUGCGAUCUUCGCCUUUAUCGGCGCGAGUUUCGCCGUUAUCAAUGAGAUCGCCGCCAUCGACGGAUCGAUCAUCAACGAUAUUCGUGCGAUCAUCGCCGGCAUCAGAGCGAUCUUCGCCGCCCAAGUCGGAGCCGCCGUUGGUCAGUCGCCGCUUUGUUCCAAACUUUUACAACAAAGCGUUACAAACCUGCGUCCAUUGCGGUCGCAGCUUCAAUGAAAAGGCUUACGAUUCACACGUGGCAUGGUGCGGGGAGAAGCACAGCGGUACGAAAUUUGAUACAACUUUUCAAACUACCACGAUCGGCAAUGAAGAGGCCAAGCAGCGCAUGAAUCGCCGCAUAAACUACAAGCCGCCAUUGCCCAAAUCGGCAAGAAAAUAGAAAGCUUGCAACAUUAUUGCAACUUUCGCCAGAAAUGCCUACAAAAUUCCUAGUUUUAGUCUAAGGACAAAUAAAAUAGUUUAUUUGAUAUUACUUGUUUAAUAAAUCAAAAUUUACGAAGCGCUCUCAGAACAUACUGAAGUCGACACGAAGUGAAGUUGCAACAUGCCGCAAGUUGCGUUUUCGUUGUUGUCUACACUAUUAUAAAGUGUGUGAAUUUUAAUUAUUUUCUGAUUUUCACUUGAGCCUCGCGUUCCUUUAUGACACAUGUCCAAAAGAGUCACAAAAAUCGAAACCACGAAAGCGCAACCGACACCAAAAGGAGAACGGAGAAGGGAGAGAAGCGAUUGUGGUUGCCAGCAAAAGAUGAAAAUGGUUUUUUAUAACGUGACAUUUGAGAGCGCUUCACAAGGCGAUGGAUUCAUUUACUAAGUUUUCACAUAUGUACUUAUAAUACUAUAUAUUUAUAAAUAUAGUAAAUGUAUAAUGAACAAUAA